AUGUGGGGUUUGGACCGACUGUCUGCCCACACUACGCCCUCAGGAACACCCCCCCGACGCGACUCCUACUCGCCAGCUCCCCGACGGCCGUACGCCGGUGCGGGUACAGGGUCAUUGCCUUCUCGACCCGGACUGCCUACUCGAACUUCCUCACUAUCUCUCCUGGGGACUCCCGCGUCAUCUACUACCAGUCUCCCUUCCACAGCGCAUAUCGCCAAUGGCUCGGAACGGAGGCGACCGGGAAAGGGGACAGUUCCUCCAGAUGUGCCCGAUCCAUUGCAGGUACUGGAAUCCAUACUGGGAGGGCCGCCUCGGAAGUCGGCUGUUGCGAAAGAAAAGGAGGUAGCUGCUUCGGUAGGAAGGCCGGAUGAACUAGUCGAAGAGGUAGAUUUUGGUGGUCUCAGUCUGCGUGAAUACGCUGCACCAGGUACAGCAGAUGCACGGCAUUCUCAUUCUCCUGUACAUACACAUAGCGCACAAUCUCUCGAAGAAUAUAAUGCGGAGAAGGAGAGGUUCGAGGAGCUACACAAGUCCAUUGUCGCGUGCGACGAGGUGCUCAAGUCCGUGGAAACCUAUUUGACCAACUUCCAAUCUGAUCUCGAGGCUGUAUCCGCGGAGAUUGAAAGUCUGCAGAACCGGUCAAUAGCUCUGAAUACCAAGCUGGAAAACCGAAAAGUGGUCGAGAAGCUCCUUGGUCCCGCAGUCGAAGACAUAAGCAUAUCACCUUCUGUUGUACGCAAGAUAUCCGAGGGCGCCGUCGAUGAGGGCUUUCUCCAUGCGAUCGCGGACCUGGAAAAGCGCUCAAAGACCAUCCAUACCAAGGCAAAGGACCAUCCAGACAUGAAAGCACUUCAGGACAUAAAACCGCUGAUAGACAACCUGACCAACAAAGCUGUGGAACGCAUACGUGAUUACAUUGUCGCGCAGAUCAAAGCAAUACGGUCGCCAAGUAUAAAUGCGCAGAUCAUACAGCAGCAAGCCUUCCUCAAGUACAAGGACCUGUAUGCAUUCCUCGCGAAGAAUCAACCAGAACUGGCGCAGCAAAUAUCACAAGCUUACAUAUAUACAAUGCGAUGGUAUUACCUCAACCACUUCAGUAGGUACCGCACGGCGCUGGAGAAAGUAAAGCUGCACGUUUUCGACAAAUACGACAUCAUCGGUGAAGACACGUCAGCAAAGCGUUCCGGUGCUCUACUAAGCAACAGGGGCGCACCGCCGUCGUCGCACGAUGCCUUCUCCUUAGGAAGGAGGCAGGAUGUCCUGCGGAAUCCCAAUCCCAAUGCCCUAACCGCCUAUCUGGCUGAGGAAGAAAAGAGCGCUCACUACCUCGAAGUUCCCUUCCGCUCCUUCAAUCUUGCGCUGAUCGACAAUGCCAGCUUUGAAUACACGUUCCUCAGUACCUACUUCGCCCCUUCGCAGAACUACCAUGCUGUCUCGCGCACGUUUGCGGCCAUCUUCGAACCCACUCUGGCGUUAGGCCAGGCUCUCACCAAGCAACUUACCGAGUCAACAACAGAUACCCUAGGAAUUCUCCUCUGCGUCCGCAUUAACCAACACCAUGCGUUCGAGCUCCAGAGGCGCAAAGUUCCGACGGUAGAAGGAUACAUCAAUGCUACCAAUAUGCUUCUCUGGCCGCGAUUUCAGCAGAUACUCGACCUACACUGCUCUUCUCUGCAGAAACUAACUUCCGGCCUGCCCAAUCGUCCUUCUGCUGGUGCCGCCCUCCUCUCUUCCUCAUCCUCCUCAGCUUCAUCCACGGCUCCGACGGCCCUGACUCAGAAGUUUGCAAAUCUCCUCCACGGCAUACUAGCCCUGUCAAGCGAAGCUGGUGAUGACGAACCUGUCAGUGUGUCUGUGGGAAGGAUACGCAGCGAGUUUGAAGCGUAUCUGACCAAAUUCAGCAAGGGGAUUGGGGAAUCCAGGAAGAGGGAGCGUUUCUUGUGCAAUAACUACAGUCUGGUCUGCACGAUUCUCGCUGAUGUAGACGGCCGACUGGCGAGUGAGGUGAGGGGCCAUUUUGAGAGGUUGAGAGAUGCAUUCGACAAGUAG
Messenger RNA from Westerdykella ornata, 2049 nucleotides. Its product is annotated as Vps52-domain-containing protein. Gene Ontology annotation, cellular component: GARP complex. The record is from RefSeq and is a predicted model, not a curated record. NCBI's taxonomy places the organism in Eukaryota, Fungi, Ascomycota, Dothideomycetes, Pleosporales, Sporormiaceae. Gene Ontology annotation, biological process: retrograde transport, endosome to Golgi; endocytic recycling; Golgi to vacuole transport. The transcript is spliced from 2 exons. Bases 1 to 2049 code for a protein of 682 amino acids. Gene Ontology annotation, molecular function: syntaxin binding.